Conger conger (European conger) is the source of this 4794-nucleotide messenger RNA. It is a transcript of the gene mapk8a, whose product is annotated as mitogen-activated protein kinase 8a. Gene Ontology annotation, cellular component: nucleus; cytoplasm. The record is from RefSeq and is a predicted model, not a curated record. The coding region runs from base 261 to 1547 and encodes 428 amino acids. Gene Ontology annotation, molecular function: ATP binding; JUN kinase activity. NCBI's taxonomy places the organism in Eukaryota, Metazoa, Chordata, Actinopteri, Anguilliformes, Congridae. The transcript is spliced from 12 exons. Gene Ontology annotation, biological process: JNK cascade; protein phosphorylation.
UUCCAGCGCUCGAGCUGCACCAGCACCGAGGGCCUGAGAGGAAUCGCUGUGGUUUGCAGAGGUUAGCAAACAAGCUAGCAAUGUUUCUGAACAUAACAUAACAGCGAAUAUUGUUUUCUACAAACAUUUCCCGUAUAUUUGAAUGACUGGAAUUGAAAAGCGAUUGAAAGAGGAAGGUUAUCCUUGUAUUUUUCGAUCGAGUGGUGUUCAGAACGACGUUUUGUUCGAAUGCCCAAAAUCCAAUCUGCCGAGGUCUAACCAUGAAUAAAAACAAACGGGACAAGGAGUACUACAGCUUUGAUGUCGGGGACUCGACCUUCACCGUUCUGAAGCGCUACCAGAACCUCAGACCCAUUGGAUCCGGGGCACAGGGAAUCGUCUGCUCUUCGUACGAUCACAACCUCGAUCGAAAUGUUGCGAUCAAGAAACUUAGCCGGCCUUUCCAGAACCAGACGCACGCAAAGAGAGCGUAUAGGGAGCUGGUGCUGAUGAAAUGCGUCAACCACAAAAAUAUUAUUGGCCUAUUAAAUGUAUUUACGCCACAGAAAACGCUUGAAGAAUUCCAAGAUGUGUACCUGGUGAUGGAGCUGAUGGAUGCUAACCUGUGCCAGGUGAUUCAGAUGGUGCUGGACCACGAGCGACUGUCCUACCUGCUGUACCAGACACUCUGCGGCAUCAAGCACCUCCACGCAGCAGGAAUCAUACACAGGGACCUGAAGCCCAGUAACAUCGUGGUGAAGUCCGACUGCUCGCUGAAGAUCCUGGACUUCGGGUUGGCCAGGACGGCGGCGACGGGGCUGCUGAUGACCCCGUACGUGGUGACGCGCUACUACAGGGCCCCCGAGGUCAUCCUGGGCAUGGGCUACCAGGCCAACGUGGACAUUUGGUCUGUGGGCUGCAUUAUGGCGGAAAUGAUUCGUCACAAAAUCCUCUUUCCAGGACGAGAUUAUAUCGAUCAGUGGAACAAGGUGAUCGAGCAGCUGGGCACGCCCGCGCAGGAGUUCAUGCUCAAGCUGAACCAGUCCGUUCGGACCUACGUGGAGAACCGGCCCCGCUACGCCGGGUACAGCUUCGAGAAGCUCUUCCCCGACGUCCUGUUUCCUGCCGACUCGGACCACAACAAGCUGAAAGCGAGCCAGGCCAGAGACCUGCUGUCCAAAAUGCUGGUAAUCGACGCCUCCAAACGCAUCUCUGUGGACGAAGCGCUCCAGCACCCCUACAUUAACGUGUGGUACGACCCGGCUGAAGUUGAGGCACCGCCGCCGCUGGUCAUGGAUAAGCAGCUGGACGAGCGCGAUCACACGGUGGAGGAGUGGAAAGAGCUGAUCUACAAAGAGGUGCUGGAGUGGGAGGAGAGGAUAAAGAACGGAGUGAUCCGGGGACAGCCUCCAUCUUUAGGUGCAGCAGUGACCCGGGCCCCCCCGGCCCUGUCGGGCUCCUCUCACGCCCAGGCGGUGUCCCUACGCACAGACCCCCCCCUGGCCCUGGCCCCGGCCCCUCACCGCAGGGUAGAGCCCUCCGCCGGGCCCCUACCCUGCUGCAGAUGACCGUUACUACCCCCACCCCCCCCUCUCUCGUGUUCGGUGAGACACACACACUUUAGGCCAGUUCAUGAAUUCCUCUGCUCCCGUUUCCUUUAUUCUCUGCGUUCCGCUUUAAGGCUGUAAAUACUCAUGGCAGAUCUUAUGUUCCUUCACACGUGCUGAGAACAUUUUGAUUUUUAACACUAAGGGGUCUACUGAAUGUGAAUAUUUUGCUAUUUUAAUUUUAAUUUUUGUAUUUUUUUUAUUUUUAUCUCUGGCAAUAUAAUUUUGCCAUACUGUUUUUGAAUGGUGAUGAUCAUUUAAAGGUAAAUAUAAUUCUCUAUUUAUUAUUAUUUUUUUAAAUUUUGGCUUAUGUUGUGCCAUUUUUUAAAUCACAUUUUAAGUGAGCCCAUUGAAACGUGGCAUUAGCUUUCUGCAUUAAAAGCAGAAAAAUGAGAACGUGAUACUUCCCUGCAUUAAUCAUCACAAAAUGGAUGCUGUAGGAAGGGAACAUAUCCAGGCGUUGCGGAGGCUUGUUAUAUUUAAGGCUUCGCUGCUUUAUUGUAGCACGUUCUCCAGGUCACGUGCGUAUGUUUUGUACAUUAAUUUGUCUAAAGAGACUUUCCUAUUCUGAUCUUGCUGGAUUCCUGUAGUUGUUUAAAGUUGUUGCCUGUCAACCUUUGCCCAGGAAACCACUGACUGGUUACGUAUUGCUAGUAAGAGUUGACAUGUUCGACGACUACUUCCAAACGCAGCGAAAGCUAUAAGCCAUCGAAGCUAAAGCCAAGGCUAACGUGCUAGCUAGCACAAAGCUCUCGCCGCUCGUCGCUCAGUGCCUGCUAGCUACGCCGCUUGCCUCUUCAGGGUGAGUGCACUCGCUGGAAACAGGCUUUUGAAACCACUUCAAACGGUGCUUCGCCAAAUAUAUCAGCAAAUUAAGAUGUCUUGGGAUGCGUGAACCGAUCAGUUGAUGGUGAAUGAUUUGAAAAAUAGCCGAACGGUUACAUUUUGUCAGUUAGGCAGGCUCUACAGCGCUGCACAGCAAGGGCGGGUUUCAGGUUAAUUUGUUGUGUUUUUAAAGUGUUACAUACUGUGUCAACGUCUUUUUUUAGAAAUUCCAUUUUUAAAACUCAGAAACUGGUUUAAAUUUUAUGUAAUAUAUACUUUUACCGGACUUUUCCUUUUAUAUUGCAGUUGUGCAGUAUAUCUUAAUGAGCGUGGGCUUUCCUAAUUUAUAAAACGGGGUAAACGGAUCCCCCAAGAAUGGUUAAAAAUACAGUCGGGAGUGAUGAACCUCAGUCCUGGGUGUACCAUAAAUUAAGCACAUGGAUUUUGUCUGCUCUACAGGGAGUAAACGGUUGCAGCUGUUUGAAAAAAAACAAAAAAAAAAACAAUUGUGACUAAAUUCAAAGUAAAAAUGUCAAAAUAGUAUGCAAUAGGAAUAAUAUAAGAAUUAUAAUGAGGUCCUUUUUUAUUUAUGGAAAAGUGCCUGUGGCUGCUGGGUGUUCAUUCCCACAGUAGCAGAGAAGCAUACAGGUUUUUGAGGUACACGGUUUGUGAGAGCAUCACCGUUUCCAGAAUAUUCCAUCCGAUUUGCAGUGGUUCUCAUCACGAAGCUAUUUUUGUACUGUAAACUGCGGAAAUGGUGCUUUGACACAAGGGCAUGGCGUGAGUGAAAGUGGUGUCGCACGUUCGUUUCAUCACUUGGAAGGAAGGCCCUUGGGGCAGUUUUAUCAAGGUUUUUCAUCAAAGAAAUGGAUCAUUCACGAGGGUUGUCAUUGAAAUGCGCUGUCGGUGGUGCUCCGUUCCAAAUUGCUUGGGACGGUGGAGGUGUGGAGUUACAGAACAUUGUCAGCUACUAUUUUGCAGCUUUUAAAAAAUAACUUUUAAGCACAACCCACUCUGAAUCGUGUUUCUUUUUUUCUUUUCAAAGCACAGUGUACAGUUAUUUAACUGACACUUUUAUCCAAAGCGACUUACAGUUGAUUAGACGAGGCAGGGAGCGAUCCCCCCCUGGAGCAAUGUGGGGUUAAAGGCCUUGAUCAAUGGUCCAACAGCUUUGGGGAUCUUAUUGUGGCUACACCGGGGAUCGAACCACUGACCUUGUGGGUCCCAGUCAUGUACCUUAGCCACUAGGUUAUAGGUCGCUCCCAGUGUGGAAUGUGUUUUUACUGUAGUAAAUGUAGAUGUAACACGGUAAAGAAAGUAAAAAGCUGAACCGCUGGCCUGCCUUUGUGAGGCAUCUACUCGUCUGUUCCAGCACACAGGACAAUCCCUCUAACCAGGAGAUUCUUAUUUAUUUGCAUUUAUUUUAAGUGCUCUUAAUUUCUGUGGUUUUUUUUUUGGUUUUUUUUGCUUAUCUAACGCUUCUGCUGAGAAUCAAGUAGAAAGUCUGCGGAUUUGUUGAUAUCACUUACUGUAUCAGAAAAUAUGUUACAAUCAAAUUUAAAGUGAGCUUUGAUGAACUACCUCACACAAGAUUUUUUUGACUAGCUGUAGGACAAUGUUCGCUGCCCACAUCAUUAGGUGUAGAAUACAAAUGUGAAAUAGUUAUUUAUUUGAAGGCAUACUUGUGUCCAUGUUGGGAAACCUCUGGCAUUGUAAUGUAAUUGCAUACCUUUUUUUUAUUUUAUAUUUUUUAAAACUGUUCACGUGCAAUACCUUUUGUUAUUUGUCCAAGUGGAGGGCCGUAGACAUUUAGCCAUUUCGAUGUGUUUAGAAAGGAGGCAGAACAAUGUUUGGUACCAUCAUCCAUGUAUGUAUAUUUUUUAAACUAUCCUCCCCACCCCCCAAAAAAAAAAUUGUAAUUAUUACUGUAAUAAUCUUUGUGGAGUCAUUAUUACUGUAAUUAUUACUGUAAUAGUCGUUGUGGAGUCAUUAUUACUGUAAUUAUUACUGUAAUAAUCGUUGUGGAGUCAUUAUUACUGUAAUUAUUACUGUAAUCUUUGUGGAGUCAUAUUACUGUAAUCGGCCUUGCUGCUCCAAUUUCAGUGCCACGGCAACGGCAGGGAGCACACCGAUUGGUCACUUUGUUCUGUGGCAGGGCCGAGUAACUCAACAAAAAUGAUUGCCGAAGAACAAGCUCACGUGAUUAUGGUUCCUGGUUUGUAAUGUUUGCUUGGUAGGCCAGCUAUGCCGUUUAUUUAAAAAUAACGUAACACAAAAAUAAAUAUAAAUCGAUAAAUCACCACGGACGAUGAGCAUUAUUGGGAAUACCGUGUGUGUACAAGAAUCUGAUAAUGGCAGUCUCAAUAAAAGUAUUGCAAAUAAA